Messenger RNA from Melanotaenia boesemani (Boeseman's rainbowfish), 8106 nucleotides. Its product is annotated as phospholipid-transporting ATPase ID-like. The record is from RefSeq and is a predicted model, not a curated record. The coding region runs from base 196 to 3828 and encodes 1210 amino acids. Gene Ontology annotation, molecular function: magnesium ion binding; ATP hydrolysis activity; ATPase-coupled intramembrane lipid carrier activity. The transcript is spliced from 28 exons. Gene Ontology annotation, cellular component: plasma membrane. Gene Ontology annotation, biological process: Golgi organization; phospholipid translocation. NCBI's taxonomy places the organism in Eukaryota, Metazoa, Chordata, Actinopteri, Atheriniformes, Melanotaeniidae.
AGGGAGGAGAAAACAGGAGGAGAGAGUAUGAAGCGAGGGGGGCGGCAGGAGGAAAACAUUAGACCCCGUUCCCUCUCGUGGUGAGGAAGGUUUUAUCGUUUUACUCGCAAAGAGAAAAACCCACCGGCCACGCGCAGCUACACACGCACGAUCAGUAUGAUGGACAGAUAACAGAAGGAGAAAGAGGAAAAGAAGAUGUCGUUCUUUGGCCUGGAUUGUGUCAAGAAGACACAGAGCGAGCUGGAGAGGAAACUCAGAGCCAACGACCGCGACUACAACCUCUCCUUUAAAUAUGCAACAAAUGCCAUCAAGACCUCCAAGUACAAUGUCUUCACAUUCCUACCUCUCAACCUAUUUGAACAGUUCCAGAGAAUUGCGAACGCCUACUUUCUUGUUCUGCUGGUGCUCCAGGUGAUCCCUCAGAUCUCCUCUCUGUCCUGGUUUACCACUGUUGUGCCUUUGGUCCUCGUGCUGUCAGUCACUGCUGCCAAAGAUGCAACUGAUGAUAUAAAUCGCCACAGGAGCGACAAUCAAGUUAACAACCGAAAAGUUCAAGUGCUGAUUGACAGAAAGCUGCGGAGUGAGAAAUGGAUGAAUGUCCAGGUAGGAGACAUCAUCAAGCUGGAAAACAACCAGUUUGUCACAGCUGACCUCCUGCUGCUGUCCAGCAGUGAACCGCUCAACCUGGUGUACAUUGAGACAGCAGAGCUGGACGGAGAAACUAACUUGAAGGUGAGACAGGCCCUUCCCGUGACAGGAGACCUGGGGGAUGAUAUUGAAAAACUAGCUGACUUUAAUGGCGAGGUGCGCUGUGAACCCCCCAACAACCGCCUCGACCGCUUCAUGGGAACGCUAACCUACGGUGGUCAGAAAUAUCCGCUGGACAACGAGAAAAUUGUACUGCGAGGGUGCACACUGAGAAACACGGAGUGGUGCUUCGGACUGGUGCUGUUCGGAGGUCCAGAGACAAAGCUGAUGCAAAAUUGUGGGAAAACCACAUUCAAGAGGACCAGUAUAGACCGUCUGAUGAAUGUCCUGGUCCUUUGUAUUUUUGGUUUCCUGGUUGUCAUGUGCACAAUUCUGGCGAUAGGAAACUGCAUCUGGGAAAUAAAAGAGGGCUCUGAGUUCACUGUCUUCCUGCCGAGGGAAGAUGGCAACAAUGCUGGUUUCUCUGCUUUUCUCACCUUCUGGUCCUACAUCAUCAUCCUCAAUACCGUGGUUCCUAUCUCCCUCUAUGUCAGUGUGGAGAUCAUUCGGCUGGGGAACAGCUUCUACAUCGACUGGGACAGGAAGAUGUACUAUUCUCGCAACGACACCCCCGCUGAGGCCCGUACCACCACGCUGAAUGAGGAGCUCGGCCAAAUCAAAUACAUCUUCAGUGACAAAACCGGAACUCUCACUCAGAAUAUCAUGAUCUUCAACAAGUGCUCCAUCAACGGAACAUCCUAUGGAGAUGUGUAUGACUACACCGGCCAAAGAUUAGAAAUUUCAGAGUAUAAAGACCCAGUGGACUUUUCCUUCAACCCACUGGCCGACCCCCGGUUCAUGUUCCACGACCAUUCCCUGGUGGAGGCGGUGAAGCUGGAGAACCCGGAGGUCCACGCCUUCUUCAGACUACUGGCGCUCUGCCACACCGUCAUGGCCGAGGAGAAGAAGGAAGGUGAGCUUUUCUAUCUGGCCCAGUCCCCGGAUGAAGGAGCUCUGGUGACAGCAGCCAGAAACUUUGGAUUUGUCUUCCGCUCACGUACGCCAGACAGCAUUUCCAUCAUGGAAAUGGGAAAGCAGCGCAGCUACGAACUUCUGGCAAUCCUGGAUUUCAACAAUGUCCGCAAGAGGAUGUCAGUCAUAGUGCGGAGUCCAGAGGGGAAGCUGACCCUUUACUGUAAAGGCGCCGACACGAUCAUCUAUGAGCGGCUGCAUCAGUCCUGCAGCAAGCUGAUGGACGUCACUACUGAGCACCUUAACGAAUUUGCAGGGGAAGGUUUGCGAACUCUUGCACUUGCCUACAAAGAUCUUGACGAGGAGUAUUUCAACCAGUGGCAGCAGCGCCACCAAGAGGCGAGCACCGCACUGGACGACAGAGAGGGCAAACUGGACCAGCUGUACGAGGAGAUAGAGAAGGAUCUCCAGCUGCUUGGAGCAACAGCCAUAGAAGACAAGUUACAAGACGGCGUGCCUCAGACCAUUGAGCAGCUUUCCAAAGCUGACAUCAAAAUCUGGGUUCUGACUGGUGACAAGCAAGAAACUGCAGAAAACAUUGGUUACUCCUGCAACCUGCUACGAGAAGAGAUGAACGAGGUCUUCAUCAUCUCGGGCAACUCCGUCGAGGAUGUCCGACAAGAACUGAGAAAUGCUCGCACCUCCAUAAAACCAGAUGCAUUAGAGAAUUCUGAGCUUUUGCCAGAUGGGAUUUUGGGUAACGGAGUGAAGGUGAUCAUGGAUGAGGUGGUUAAUGGAGAGUACGGCCUCGUUAUUAACGGACACAGUCUGGCUUUCGCCCUGGAGCACAGCUUGGAGCUGGAGUUUCUGAGGACGGCCUGCAUGUGUAAAUCCGUGAUCUGCUGCAGGGUGACUCCUCUGCAGAAGGCUCAGGUGGUCGAGCUAGUCAAGAAGUACAAACAGGCGGUCACACUGGCCAUAGGAGAUGGAGCCAAUGAUGUCAGCAUGAUCAAAGCGGCUCAUAUAGGUGUGGGCAUCUCAGGCCAGGAGGGCAUGCAGGCUGUACUGUCCAGCGACUACUCCUUCGCCCAGUUUCGCUUCCUGCAGCGCCUCCUGCUGGUGCACGGCCGCUGGUCCUACCUGCGCAUGUGCAAGUUCCUGCGCUACUUCUUCUACAAAAACUUCACCUUCACCUUCGUUCACUUCUGGUACGCCUUCUUCUGCGGCUUCUCAGCACAGACUGUGUAUGAUGAGUGGUUCAUCACCCUUUAUAAUCUGGUCUACACAGCACUACCUGUACUAGGAAUGAGUCUCUUUGAUCAGGAUGUGAAUGACGUGUGGAGUUUUCAGCACCCUCAUCUCUAUGUUCCUGGUCAACUGAACCUGUACUUCAGCAAAAAGUCCUUUUUCAAGUGUGCCCUCCACAGCUGCUACAGCUCUCUGGUGCUUUUCUUCAUCCCCUACGCCGCUUUGCAAGACACAGUGAGGGACGAUGGGAAGGACGUUGCCGACUACCAGUCCUUCGCCCUCCUCACUCAGACAUGUCUGCUGUUUGCAGUGAGCAUCCAGUUGGGGUUGGAGAUGUCUUACUGGACGGCUGUUAACACGUUCUUUGUUUUGGGCAGCCUGGCCAUGUACUUCGCUGUUACAUUCACCAUGUACAGUAAUGGCAUGUUCCUCGUCCUACCAUCAGCUUUCCCUUUUAUUGGAACAGCCCGCAAUUCUUUGAACCAGCCCAAUGUUUGGCUAACGAUCAUCCUCACCUCCACCCUGUGCGUCCUUCCUGUGGUUACCUGCCGCUUCCUGUUGAUUCAACUCUGCCCGACCAUCAAUGACAAGGUUAUGUUCAAGGUGAGACAAGCCAAAGCAACACCUCCUCCUCCUCCUCGGCGGGCCCGAAUCCGCCGCACCAGCUCCCGCCGCUCGGGCUACGCCUUCUCCCACACACAGGGCUACGGCGACCUGGUGACAUCAGGCCGCUUUCUGCGACGUCCCGCCAAAUCGCUUUCUUCUGGCUUUGCCCACGCUGGUCGCAGCACCUCAGGCUUCAGUCCUAUGGGGCGAUCAGCAGGUUACAGCCCGACGGGACGCCCUCAGAACACCAAGGUCCCAGAUGUGGAGGUGACUUCGUUGCAGAUGUUCAGGACGAUCGCAGAUCCGGCACUGUGACAGGCAGAAUAUAGGAUGUUUUUUUGGAGAAGUUUUGGGAGCAGAACAUGUUGCUCUCACUUUUGUCACAGAGACAAACUUGCUUGGGCUUCCCGGAAAGCUUGGAGCUCUUUCAUGGUCUGUCUUUAAUCUGCUUUCUCUGAAGAGGAGGUUUGAAACAUUCACAUCUCCACAAAUUUGUUUUUAUUAAAGGGAACAAAAGAAGAAUGUGUUACCACUUCUGAAAGGUGUAUUGACCUUCAAUGUUGAUGUAAAACCUGAAUCACACAGAGCAGACAGAAGUCAUCCUGACACUAGAGACCCAGAAACAUGGCCGUUAUCCUUCAGAUAGAAACAACCACAGAAGGGAAACAAGAGGAGGACAAGAUGUCGUCGUGUUUACAGGCUGUCCAGCUUUUAUUAAUGCUGGGAGUCCAGAUGCACAGCACUGCUUUGUACAAAGAAAAAAAUCAGCAAAGUCGUGCUGCUUUAAAUAAUUUAAUUUUAUACUUUAAAAUCCCUUUUUUUAUUUUACAUUUUGUUUUUCUAUCUUGAAAGCUGCACAAGCAGUCUGGCACUUUGGCUGUCUCACUGAAUGCCUGAAAUAUGAAAAAUGUAAACUACGCCCACCUUCUUUUUACUCUCAAGAAUUAAAGAGUCAUUGCAUAAAAAAAAUUGGUACAAUUUAAGUCCCUCUCACCUUUUUGGCUGUAUUUUAUCUAUUAGGUCUCCAAAAUGUAUUUUUAAACAGCGCUUUAUAAAAUGAUAAUUCUAAUUUUUACUUUAUUAAUCCAAAUCGGGAAAGUUAAUACUAGAGAGCAGUGGGCUGCUAUAGAUCAGCAUCCGAGGAGCAGUUGGGAGGGUAAUUUAGUUUACCUCUGUUGGCACACCUGGGACUUGAACCGCUGUAUCUACCCGGCUACCACUCCUAUCGAAAUGUUUCUCUAAUACAGUGUAAAACAUAUUGAUACAGUUUUUUCUUUUUAUCACAAAUGAUUUUGUUUUUUCAGUUGCCACCUAUUUUGUCAUGUUCCUUGUGGCCUUUUAUGAAAGUAUCCUUUACCUAGAAAAUAACAAAUAAGAAAAGUCCAUACAUUUUAAUUUCAACUUAAACAUUUAUUUCUGUUUUUUUGCUAGUAAUUUUUUUUUCUAAAUAAACUGAUAAUUAUUCAUUAUCAGUGCUGAGCAUGAACUCAGCACUGACGUUUUUCGGACAACACACCACCAGGGACGGCCAAGAGGCUUCUUUCUUUUACUAUAUUUUGUUCAUUUAUGUUGUAAUCUUGAGGAUGUCAAACUCAAUGACUCAACACUGUUACAUGGAAAAAAGAAACAAAACUCUAGUUUAAUAAUAAGGUUUUUGUUAUUUCGAGAAUGUAGGAUAUUUCUGAAUCUUGUGCAUGUCAAAGCUCUCUCUCUCUCUGGCAUUCAGUUUGUAGAGCUGUGGUCAUUUUGAGGAAACAUCACAAAGAUGAUACGUGUUUAAUUGUAAUGGGUUGUGAGAGUGUGAUGUGGUUGUGGUUAUAGUUUGGUUAUGUAGAAGUCCCAUUUGUACCGUUCCCAUGGAUUGACUUAAAAAUGUCUUUAUGACAGGAUCCAACCUUUUGGCCCCUUCAGAGUAUUUCAUUUCUUCCUUUCCCUUUAAAAAAACAACCAUCAGUAAACUUAAAAUAACUUUACUGUUUAUAAAACUGUAUUUUUCUUUGAAAAAAAAGAAAGCCAUUAAUAAUAUCAAUUUUGGACUUUGAGAUUAUGAAAACCUUUUGCACAUGGAUGUUUUUUCUUAAUCGUCCUUCAUUCUUUCCCUUUAUUAAAUGAGUAUUCAAUCCUUUUAAAUCCUAUGAUUUAAAACGUGCCCUUUUAUUGCAUAAUUUAUGCAUAAAUAAGCCAAAAUAUUUCAAAUACAGGCUAAAAUCUGGAUUGUUUUUAGUCUUUCUGUCUGUAAAAGAGAUGAAAUGUAGCACUGCGAGACAGAAGCAGGACAGAUGUGGAAAAAGAAGAAAAGAGCUGCAGCUAUUUUCAAAUUAUUUGGUUAUCGGGGAUUUUUUGCAUCAAAUUUAUUCUGUGAAAAAGGGCCGACCAAAUUUGCCUCUGCAGUUGUGCAUUAAAUUCCCGUUUGCUCUCAAAUCCUGGAGAUUUUUUUAUUUGAUCAUGGACACGUAGCAGAAAGUUCGUAACUCAAAAGUUGGCUAUCUGCUUCUUUAUUUUUGUCUGUUACUUGAUGAUUUUAACUAUUUAGCAACUUUCAAUGUAAAUCUUGUUACAAAAUGCUUCAAAUCUUCUGCAUCGCAGCACAACAGAAGCAUUUUUGGUGUUCUGACUUGCAGCUGCAAACAGGAGUGUGUGCAUAAGGUCAGCAUUCAGUUCUAAAGCUUCGAUAGUGACACCAGAUUGUGCACUUAAGUGGGCAGAUGUUUUGUUUUCACUAUCAAACCAGCACAAAGAAAUAUGCAUAUUCUACAUAUACUACAUCUGUGGUCAACCAUAUCUAGCUGUGUUUAGAGGAUUUUUUCUUAUUGUACACACUACAAACUUGACUUGUGGUCUAUGAAUGUUUAUUUCUGCUUCAUAUUUGGUGCCUUCACAUCAGCAAUCAGGAACGUGACUCUGAAAUCAUAUAAUUCUGUUUUGUAGUGAUUUAAAAUCAUGCCUUUGCUUUAGCUGCAAGCUCUUUUUUGUAUAUGUGUGACAAUCAGCUAAUUGGAUGUAAUCACCACUUUGAAAGUGUAUUUUUGCAUAUCUUAUGUCAUAUGGGUCUCAAUACAAAAAAAAUAAUUUGCAGAUGCUGCUUUAAUAACAAAAUAUAGUCAUUUCCACUUAAUGAAACAUAGAAGUGAUUCUAAGUAUUUAACAGAUUUUUAAACAAAUAUUUUACCUUACUGAAAGUCUAAAGCAGGGAUCACAAGCUUUGGCUCUCAGGGGUCAGUGUCCUGCAGGUUUUAGAUCAGGGAUCCUUAAUCCUGGUCCUUGAGGGUUUGUGUAGAAGUGAUUGUAUAAGUUUCCCUACUUCAAAACACAUGAUUCUGUGUGUGCAGAGUUUGACAUCAACCUUUGCACAAGUCUACUGAUUAACCAUUGAUUUGAGUCAAGUGUGUUGCAGCAGGGAAACAUCUAAAACCUGCAGGACACCAGCCCUCAAGGACCAGGAUUGCAGAUUUCUGUUUAGAUGUUUCUUUGCUCACACACACCUGAUUUAAAUUAAAUUGUUCCAACAGCUUGUUACCAAGUUCUGCACAGUGACCCAUUCAUUUCAGUCAGGUGUGUUGCAGCAGGAAAACAUCCUAAACCUGCAGAACAGCAGCCACUGAGGACCAGAGUUAGAGAUUCCUGGCUUAAUGGGUUUUCCAAAUGGAUUUUAACGAUGUACAGUUAAGAUGUUUAAUAUUUGAGACUUUUCUAAAGGUGUUCAGCUCUUGCUGUUUUUCUUCCAAAGCUGAAUUUAAUUGUUAGAGAUGGAGCUCUUUUUCUCCUGAGUUGAACUCAAUUUACUCACUCUGCCCUGGUGGUUGACCAAAGAUAUUUAAAGCUGUAGUUUACAAUAAUGUAAAUGCUGAUGCUCAUCAGGCAGAAAUUGAUGCUGGAGGUCAGUGUGGAAAAGCUGUUUUAUACCACUGACAGAACAGUUGGGGCGUUUUUAUUAACAUAAAGUGUAUUUUAGGGAAAUCAGUAGUUUGUAUUUCGGGGGGGAUCUCUACAUGUUUGUAAAACUGAUUACAUACUAUAUAUUGAAAACUAUUAUUUACUAUUGGAGUUUUUCUCUUUUUUUUCAAACCUGUAUCUGUUUUUCUAAAUCCUGUAAACGCUUGGAGAAAUGGUUCAGUAGUUUAAUUUCCACUUGAGCAAGUUGGUGACAACUUGACAUUUUGUCAGGCAGCUAUGAGACAGCAGAUCUGCAAGGUUGCAGGAUUUCUUGUGAUUAGAAAAAAUGUGUUUAAAUGAGCGAAAAGAAACGAUCUCCUGCAGCAAAUUUCAUUAAGCAGCGUUAAUGCAGACUAAACGAAUUCAGUGUGACCACCAAACAGUGACAGAAUGUAUUCAGUUUUUUAUUAUUAUUAUUUUCUUUGUCUCUCUGGUACAUUUUAAUACAUUCCAGCCAUAAAUACACAUUUCAAAAUGUACCACUAUGUUAUAUAAUUGCAAGUCAUGACAUGAAGGCAGAGAGGGAUUUUUUUUAUCACAUUCUCAAACAUGAAAAGUAAUAAUAAUUUGAUUUUAGCACUGUUUUUCUGAUUACCAUUUUGUAUCUUUUUUUUAUAUCUUUGAGACAUUUUUACUGCAUUAAAAAAUCUUAAAGCUCAA